Messenger RNA from Fusarium tjaetaba, 603 nucleotides. Its product is annotated as WSC domain protein. Gene Ontology annotation, cellular component: plasma membrane. The transcript has a single exon. NCBI's taxonomy places the organism in Eukaryota, Fungi, Ascomycota, Sordariomycetes, Hypocreales, Nectriaceae. The coding region runs from base 1 to 603 and encodes 200 amino acids. The record is from RefSeq and is a predicted model, not a curated record.
AUGACCCUCGAAAGCUGCGCCAGCUUCUGCAGCGGCUACACUUACUUCGGUACUGAGAACAGUCGGGAGUGUUACUGUGGCAAUCAGCUCAACUUCGGAAGUUAUCAAGCCCUCAAUCAGAAGGAUUGCUCUGCUACCUGUGCAGGAGACAAGACAGAUUAUUGCGGUGGCACACUUCGCUUACAGCUUUACAAGGCUGGUGCCAAGACUAUUGCAACUCCAUCUGUGGACCAGGGCAACAAGAACUUCACAAGCUACUCAUGUGUCUCUGAGCCUUUCCUCGGUCGUUUACUGCCUCAACUUGUCAUGAGCGACAGUAACUCCAUGACGAUCGAUACAUGUCUCGAGAAGUGCUGGAUGUACAAAUAUGCUGGUGUAGAGAACGGCCGAGAAUGUUGGUGCGGCAACAACAUCAAUUGGCAAGGUCUUCUCCCUUCUUUCGGUCAGGGCAAGAAUGUCUCCAUGACGGAUUGUAAUAUUGGCUGUCCUGGAAACAAUCUGGCGUACUGUGGUGGUUUGGCGAGGAUGAAUCUGUAUAUUAACAAGUCUUCUGCUUUGGCGUUUUUGAAGAAGCAUAAGAGACGGCAUGCGAAAGGAUUUUAA